CCGAGAGGAAACACGGACAGGAAUGGAGUAGCAGCACAUUUCCGGAUAAAGACACCGAGCAGUAACUUGGGAGUGCAAUCAUAGAUGGGGAAAAAGCCUCGGAGAAAUCAAUGCUGUAUAUGGCCUCAGUGCAGGAUGAUAAUGGUUGGCAUGUAUGUGGAGGAUUCCUUGUCAGUAAAGAUUUUGUGGUCACUGCUGCGCACUGUGAUGUGAAAAGGGAAACAGCAAAGGUUGUUCUUGGCACCCACGAUCUCAGCCGGGUUGAGAAAACAGAGAAAUACAUUGCAAAUAUCUGCAAACACCCAUUCUAUAAGAGUGACACACAAGAGAAUAACAUCAUGCUCCUCAAACUGGGUGGGAAGGAUAACUGGCACUUUAAAGGACAACCAAUUCAACUUCCAACUUCUGAAAUAAACAUCAACAAAAAGUGCAGUGUAGCAGGAUGGGGUUUCACUGAAAGCAAUAAGCAUACAGUUAAUGAUCUGAGGGUGGUGGAUGUGUCUAUCAUCAACCAGGACGUCUGUAAGAAGGAAUCGUCUGGUCUUCCUGCCAAUGUUAUCUGUGCAGACAAAGGAUUAUGUAAGGGUGACUUGGGUGGUCCCCUGGUGUGCAACGGGACUGCUGUUGGUGUCGCAUCUUUCUACAAAAAUGAAGUCUGUGAUGGUCCCAACGUCUACACGGAUAUCUCAAAGAGUCUUACCUGGAUCAACAAGGUUCUGAAACAAAAUGAUUGUUAAAUCUUACACAAAGCUUUGCU
Molecule: messenger RNA, 757 nt
Organism: Perca flavescens (yellow perch)
Lineage: Eukaryota; Metazoa; Chordata; Actinopteri; Perciformes; Percidae
Product: duodenase-1-like
Exons: 5
Coding region: 111-737 (208 amino acids)
Biological process (GO): proteolysis
Molecular function (GO): serine-type endopeptidase activity
Source: RefSeq, a predicted model, not a curated record